This is a messenger RNA of Acaulospora morrowiae, 333 nucleotides long. Lineage: Eukaryota; Fungi; Glomeromycota; Glomeromycetes; Diversisporales; Acaulosporaceae. The record is from the annotation of a GenBank genome assembly.
AUGUAUUUAACUUAUGUCAAAGAUCCUGAACUUAAUCAAGUUUCUAAUAAACAUGAUCUUGCAAAUGUGAUCAUGAUGCUAAGUAUGAGACCAGAUAAAAUUGAUUGGAUAUCGAAGGCAAAAGAGAGAAACAAAGAAAACUUUGAACUCUGCGUGAUGCACGGUGGCCCUAAUUCAACUCCUCAACGUCUUGACCUUCUCGCAAGAAUCACGCUGAGGUAUAUAAAUAGAUUAUUUGAUGCGGGAAGGAAUCAUGCUAUGGGCGAUACUGAUAUAAAAGAUUGGAGUCGAGCCCAAUGUCCUAAACUGCAGAAUUAUUCCAGACUAGAAUAG